AUGCAGAAGCUCUUUCUGGACUCCCAGGAGUGUUGGCCAGCCGACUGGGGCCAUUACGGCCCCUUCUUCGUCCGGCUCGCGUGGCAUUGCUCGGGCACGUGGCGUAUCACCGAUGGGCGCGGUGGCUGCGCCGGUGGCCGGCAGCGCUUUGAGCCGGAGAGGUCCUGGGCCGACAAUACCAACCUGGACAAGGCGCGCGCCUUGCUGUGGCCCAUCAAGUCCAAGUUUGGGGCGGGGCUCAGUUGGGGUGACCUCUUCACCUUGGCCGGCACCGCCGCCAUCAAGAUGAUGGGCGGCCCCAUCACUGAGUACUGCGCGGGGCGCAUCGAUUCACCGGAUGGUACCGAGAGCUUGGAUUUGGGCCCCAGCGAGGAGCAGAGGAAGUAUGCACCCUGCGCCAUCAAUGGCACCUGCCAGCGACCAUUGGGCAGCACCACGGUCGGCCUGAUCUACUUGAACCCUGAAGGCGGCCAUCGGCACGCGUCGCGUCGUCAAGGGCGGCGGAGAGAGAGGUCGGUGCUGGACUUCCAUGGCAAAUGGCCCUGUCACCAAGCAGCCGGAGUCUUGGGCGAGCGGAGCAUGACCUCCCGACUUCUGCACCUGACGUUGUUGAGACUGACCAUGGGGACUGGAAUCCUUUCUCUCAACAGACACCUCAAUCUGGGCGGAGCCGCAUUUGAUGAACGGUCUCACACAGCAGCAACACCAGACUCAGAUGGACACUACGAUGUGGACCCCGACCCCGCCAAGAGCGCCAAAGACAUUCGCGACGCCUUUGGGCGCAUGGGAAUGAAUGACUCCCAAACUGUGGCACUCAUUGGUGGAGGCCACACCUUCGGCAAAAGCCACGGCGCCUGCCCCGAGGGCCCCGGGCCCGCACCCAAUCAGGAUGUGCACAAUCCUUGGCCUGGGAAGUGUGGUACUGGCAAGGGGUACCUGGGCAUCCGUUGGGGCAUGGAGGGCCCGUGGACCACGAAGCCAACUGAGUGGGACAAUGAGUUCUUUGUGGACCUCCUAAACCGCAGCUGGGAGUUGAUCAAAGGGCCAGGUGGACAUUGGCAGUGGCAGGUGAAGAAUGCCGUUGAGGCCGAGAAGAAGCUCAUGAGGCUCACCAGCGACAUGGCCUUGAUCCAUGAUGACAUCUACCAAGCUCUCGUGCAGGAAUUUGCACUGAACAUGCCGGCCUACGAACGCGCCUUCGAUGAGGCAUGGUUCAAGCUCACGACCAACGGCGGGCGUUGGUCGCAGGAGAAGAAAUGCAUCAAAGGCGAGGACUUCCCGGUGCCUCAGCGCUCCACGCCACGCAUGCGGUAUGAUGAUCCGAUCACAGUCUGA
Messenger RNA from Durusdinium trenchii, 1335 nucleotides. NCBI's taxonomy places the organism in Eukaryota, Dinophyceae, Suessiales, Symbiodiniaceae. The record is from the annotation of a GenBank genome assembly.